CUGGAGCCUAUCCCAGCUGUCUUCGGGCGAGAGGCGGGGUACACCCUGGACUGGUGGCCAGCCAAUCACAGGGCACAUAUAGACAAACAACCAUUCACACUCACAUUCAUACCUAUGGACAAUUUGGAGUAACCUAUGCUCGUAACCUAGCAUGUUUUUGGAAGGAGAAAACCCACUCGGGGAGAACAUGCAAACGCCACACAGAGAUAGCCGUGGGUGGAAUCGAACCCCGUGACCUGCACACUAACCACUCGCCGCCGUGCAGCCGGCGAGGAGGGGGGAAGAAGAAUGUGAUCGGAUGUGCUGCUGUUGAAAAGCGGCUCAGCUUUGCUCCACUCACCACAUCAAAGAGGGCCGAGAUAAUGGAUCAGUCCUCCGAUGAAGAGGAACCUCGCACCUUUGUGCAGGUCCUCAGUGACAAGUACAACACUGAGAACUUCCCCUAUGGCCAAGGCAUUGGUGUCGUGGUACUCCCCUCCCCCCCUGGGUCGCCUGUUAAAGAUCGUCUGUUUUUGCCCAGUGUGCUGGUCUUGAAUGAGUGCGGCAUCAAAAAAGCAGGCAACAGGUCCGACAUUGCAACUUUCUGCGCUCACGUCAUCGAACUGGACCUGUCCUACAAUGAGCUCCACGACUGGGCAGAGAUCUGCACCAUUGUGUCCAACAUCCCUCACCUGGACUUCCUCAACCUGAGCAUGAACCCCCUGAGCGGCGUGGAACUGGAGCCCUGCAUGGCCGAGGUUUUCACCCGGGUGCGUCGUCUCGUCCUCAUCAACACGCACGUCAGCUGGGACACCGUGCACACGCUCACCCAAAACACACCAGAGCUGGUGGAGCUCUUCCUGUGCCUGAACGACUACGAUGCUGUGUCCCAGUCACGCACGUCCUGCCCGUCCCUGCGGCUGCUGCAGAUAACCGACAACCACCUGCGUGACUGGGCGGAGGUGCGCAAGUUUGGCCUGAUGUACCCCAGCCUCAGCACCCUGGUGCUGGCCAACAACAGCGUGGAGCGUGUGGGCGACACCCGGGAAGCACUGCAGCGCCUCUUCCCCAACCUGCGCAGCAUCAACCUCAACAACUCAGGGCUGAGUAAGUGGGAGGACAUCGAGAGGCUGAAUUUCCUCCCCAAGCUGCAAGAACUCAAAGUGAAGGGGCUUCCACUGUUGCAGCCUUACACCACACAAGAGCGACGUAGCCUCCUUUUAGCACAGCUGCCAAAUGUCUUGGUGCUCAACGGAGGCGCGGUGUCCGAUAGCGAGAGGGAAGACGCCGAGAGGUUCUUCAUCAGAUACUACCAGGAUUGUCCGGAACAAGAACGCCCAGAGAGGUACCACGAGCUGGUAUCCAAAUACGGUCAGCUGGCCCCGUUGGCCGACGUGGACCUGAGCCCCCGCUGCACCAUGGUGGACGUGCGCUGGGGUGACAGGGUGGAGGCAGUGAGCCUCCGCCUGGAGCAGACGGUGGGCGACCUGAAGAAGCAGCUGAGGGCGCUGCUGCAGCUGCCCGCCAACAGCAUCCGUCUCUUCUACAUCAACCGGGAAAUGUGCUCUAUGUUCGGGCCUGAGGAGCUGAAGUGCGGCUGCCGGGCUCUCCAUUCAUACAGCAUCCGGGAUGGGGACGAGAUACUUGUGGUGCCCAAAGUGAAAAGCCGCUGCAGCUCCUCGGAUCUUUGAUCAGGGGGUAGUUCCUGAACACUUACUGGACUGGUUUUAUCUUGAAUUUGUCACAUUAUGCAAUAAGUGUCACUCUGGGUCAGGUUUACGUCAGGACAGAAGUCCCUGCUACCGUCAGUGAGGGUUCUUGGACUGUCUGAGAGAUUCAUCCUUAUCCUUAUUCAUCCAACAAGGGGACAUUUCUGCUGAUCCAGUUCACAGACAGCAAAGAGAUUCCAUGAAAAGCCAUGCAGGAUCUGUAAAGUUUGUGAGUAAUUCCAGACUGAUGCAAACCCUGAUUGAUGACGAUUGGCGUUUGAGGACAGAAAUUCUAGAUGCCCGUUGACUGCAAAAUAUGAUUUUUUUGUCUUGAAAGCUUACAGCUUCUGAUUGAAAGGCCUCCAUUAUGCUGACGUUCAAAAACAACAUCGAGAUUGACUGAAAAGUCAAAAGUCCCGAGCCAGAAUGCCAAGGUUUUUUGUUUUUUUUUACCCCGCCUCCCUGCAUCUAUCCAGACGGUAUGGUAACCCAACACCUGCUGCAGUGUCGGGUCACUUCCUCUCUAUCUACGAGCCUGGCUCACCAAGAAGGAGGGACCACCCACCACACCCCACCCUUGCCAAUGAAUCUGAAUGCUUCUUACAUCAGCCCUCACAAACCUGACACCUCAAGUGUCUGCUCUUUCACAGGAUGCAAGGUCCUGACCUCUCCCACUGGCUCACACCGCCAUACCCCCCCCCCC
Doryrhamphus excisus (bluestripe pipefish) is the source of this 2391-nucleotide messenger RNA. Lineage: Eukaryota; Metazoa; Chordata; Actinopteri; Syngnathiformes; Syngnathidae. The record is from RefSeq and is a predicted model, not a curated record.